Chaetomium strumarium is the source of this 1718-nucleotide messenger RNA. RefSeq lists its product as uncharacterized. Lineage: Eukaryota; Fungi; Ascomycota; Sordariomycetes; Sordariales; Chaetomiaceae. The coding region runs from base 191 to 1585 and encodes 464 amino acids. The transcript has a single exon. The record is from RefSeq and is a predicted model, not a curated record.
GUCUGAAUCCACAUUCGCCCGUAGGGCUCUAUUUUGUCUCGUGUUGAAUUGAGCCUCUUUCCAACCCACGGCAACUGCAUCAACAAUCUUUCCGUCUCGAUUGGCUGGUUGACCAGCAAGAACCAGCCAAGCGCGAGCACCGGCAGACAUUCUACAGGGACACUUGAAGCGGUAAACUCCCCAGGCCACCAUGCCUGCGAUCAUCAGCAAGCUACUGCGCGCCCGGUCCGAUGCCGCGUCGCUGGGCCCGCUUGCUGUUCGCUCGAUUCUCCUGGCCCGAGAUGCGACCCCAGCAGAAAAUGAUCCGUCCAAAGGCGCCCUCCGUCCGCAGGAAAUCAACAACAAUGCUGUCUUUGCAAUCUUCGGCCUCUUGGGUGCGGGCUUCGUCAUAGGUGGCAUUUGGUUCUUUUUCUGGGCUAAGAAUGGCGGUUUCUACUUCAAGAAGGGUGAUUGGGAUGACUACAAAUCCACGGUACUCCGGCGCAAGGGUCCCAACGGCACCAUCUACUCGGAUGCCACUCCCAGCACUAUUCUCGGCGGCGGAAGUGUCUACAAGGACGUGGACGACGGCACAACUACCACGGGAGACGACCUGACCACGGUCGUGAGCGCUACGACAGGCAUCACGGGUAUUACCGGUGGCGUCUCCGACUUCUCUGGCCGUGAGAAGCGUCGCAAGAAACGGGAACAGAAGGAGCGCGAAAAGGAGCGCCGGCGCGAGGAGAAGGCACGCGAGAAGGAGGCGAAAAAGAAAUCGCGGCGCAAGGUCGGGGAGGAUGGCAUCAUCGACGAGGAAGCCGAAGCCCAGGCACAGGAGCAGCUCCGCAACUACCGUCACGAGAAGCCCGCCCGCGUCGGGGGCAUCAAUCGCGAGUCGGAUGCCUCCACUUGGGACGGCUCGACCAACCCGAGCUGGUCGACCAUGAGCCCCAGCCACGCGGGCGGUGCCGACAGCGAGGUCACCUCCGAACUUCUCGAAAACCGCCAGCGCACGCCCACCAGCACGCCCACCAAGAAGGACGGCAAGGGUGGCGGCAUCCGCAAGGUGUACUCGACCGCCGACAAGAACGCAGUCCGUGAGAACGAGCGCCUCCGGGCCGAGGCGCGCCGCCUGCAGGAGAAGGGUCGCGCAGCCGCCUCUGCCUCUGCCUCCGCCUCCUCCAACAUCAAGCGCGACUUUAGCUUCAUCCGGGGGGCCGACGAGGCCAUGGCGCUGCGGCGCAUCGACGAGGUGCCGGCCGACGAGAGCGUCGUCAGUGCCUCGACCAACACUUACUCGGAGAAGUCGGCGGCGGACGAGCACCGGCGCCGCGCCCGCUCGCGCUCGCGACACCGGAGCGCGGCCGCAGCAAGCGAUCGCGAGUCGCGCGUGCCGGGUGGCUGGGCGGAGAGCGACGCCGGCUCCACUGAUGUCGGCACCAAGGUGUACCAGCAUUCGCACCAUAUCCCGACGGGCUCCGUCGCGGCGUCUUCCGUUACGGGCACAUCGGUGGUUGACUAUGCAGAGGAUAAGAGGAAGAAGAGAGGCGGUGCUGGCGCCAGGAGACAUCGGGACAGGCGCGAUGACGCGGAAAGCGUUGCGUGAGAACGAUGCUCUCCGGUGAUGGGACGAUAAGGGGAGAACACGAAAUGAGUGGUUGACGACGGAACAUAUGAAGCGACAUGAAAGCGAGCAGGAUCGUGGACGGGCGUUUGUGGUACACUUAGCCUAGAUGCAU